Molecule: messenger RNA, 1829 nt
Organism: Erigeron canadensis
Lineage: Eukaryota; Viridiplantae; Streptophyta; Magnoliopsida; Asterales; Asteraceae
Product: L-type lectin-domain containing receptor kinase IX.1-like
Exons: 2
Coding region: 27-1829 (600 amino acids)
Biological process (GO): protein phosphorylation
Cellular component (GO): plasma membrane
Molecular function (GO): carbohydrate binding; ATP binding; protein kinase activity
Source: RefSeq, a predicted model, not a curated record
CAAAAAUAAAUCCAUAUUCGCAAGACAUGUUCAUUUUAGGUGGUGGAGCCUAUAUCUCUAAUGAUGGAAUUCAUGUAACCCCAGAAAAAAAUUCCCUAAAUUCCAGCGUAUUUACUGGCCGAGCAACUUACAUCGAACCGUUUCAUUUGUGGGACAACGCCUCAAAUGAGCUAGCUAGCUUCUCUACUAGUUUCUCAUUCAUGAUUGAAUCAGACCCGAAUAAUGAUCGUUCCCAUCCUGCUGAUGGCCUAACGUUCUUCCUUGCUCAGAAUGAUUCUGUAAUACCUGGCUCGGGAUUCAUGGGUCUUCCGUUUAAUAUGACAACAAAUGUUAGUACAGUUCCAUUUGUAGCGGUGGAAUUUGAUACGUAUUGCAGUGAUUGGGAUCACACUUCUAGCUGUGAUCAUGUAGGUCUCAACAUUAAUUCCAUUGCUUCUGUUUUGCAUCAGGAAUGGUUUAUAUCACAUGGAAGAGAGUGUCAUGCUUGGAUUGAGUAUGAUUCGGCUUCCAAAACUAUUAAUGUUUCAUUCACUGGCUAUGUAAACAGUACAAUGGUACGUCAAGAAGAACUUGUUUACACUGUUGAUCUAAGGAAGGAGUUGCCAGAAUGGGUUAUUUUCGGGUUUACUGCUGCGACUGGUGUGCUGUUUGAGAAAAAUAAUGUUAAAUCUUGGAUGUUUAGUAGUUCUAGCUUAGAAGUUGAUCAAAAUAAUGGGUCAUCGCCAAACAAGACCGGACAUAUAGUAGGAAUAAUAAUGAAAAAAAACAAAGGAAACAAAGAGGAGGAACUCGGGUAUUCUGAGGAGCUUAGCAAUGAACUUGAAAUGGGGGCCACUGGGCCUCGCAGAUUCUCUUACGAUGAAUUAGCUCGAUCAACUACAGGCUUUGCAGAGAAUAAAAAACUUGGAGUGGGAGGUUUCGGUGGAGUCUACAAAGGUCUUUUGAAUGAUUUGAGCACAUAUGUUGCCGUCAAAAGGGUGUCGAAGACUUCAAAGCAAGGGAUCAAGCAGUAUGCAGCGGAAGUAAGGAUCAUUAGCCGAUUGAGGCAUCGCAAUCUUGUGCAACUCACUGGUUGGUGCCACGAGAAAGGAGAACUCCUUUUAGUUUAUGAGUUUAUGGAAAAGGGAAGCCUUGAUUUACAUCUUUUCAAGCAAAAGAGCUUGUUGACAUGGGACACUAGGUACAAAAUUGCCAAUGGUCUCGCGUCUGCUCUGCUUUAUUUACAUGAAGGAGGUAAGCAAUGUGUUUUGCAUAGAGAUAUCAAAUCAAGUAAUGUGAUGUUGGACUCAAAUUUCAACGCAAAACUUGGUGAUUUUGGGUUAGCUAAGUUAAUUGACCAUGAGAACGUCUCUCAGUCAUCAAUAUUGGCCGGAACCUUGGGAUAUAUGGCUCCUGAAUGUGCAGUGACGGGCAAGUCAAGCAAAGAAUCGGAUGUGUUCAGCUUCGGAGUUGUUGCAUUGGAAAUAGCGUGUGGGAGGAAACCGAUUGACCAUCAAGCACCAGAAAACAAAAUAUGGUUAUUAGAAUGGGUUUGGGAGCUCUAUGGGACUAACAGUCUUUUAGAAGCAGUUGAUCCACGACUAGGUUUAGACUUUAAGGAAGAAGAAAUAACACGGUUGAUGAUCCUUGCCUUGUGGUGUGUGCACCCUGACUCUGAAUCUCGACCAUCAUUGAGACAAGUGAUUCGGGUACUGAACUUUGAAGCUACCUUGCCUAUACUUCCCUCAAAGAUGCCGGUGGCGUCUUACUUGCCAUCUUUAUCUGAGGUCACUUCCAUCUCACAAAAUCGAUCAUCAACUACUGGAUCGAAUUUGAAUUUUUCAAUGUAA